This is a messenger RNA of Trematosphaeria pertusa, 2262 nucleotides long. RefSeq names its product S-adenosylmethionine decarboxylase. The record is from RefSeq and is a predicted model, not a curated record. Bases 258 to 1850 code for a protein of 530 amino acids. The transcript is spliced from 2 exons. NCBI's taxonomy places the organism in Eukaryota, Fungi, Ascomycota, Dothideomycetes, Pleosporales, Trematosphaeriaceae. Gene Ontology annotation, biological process: spermine biosynthetic process; spermidine biosynthetic process. Gene Ontology annotation, cellular component: cytosol. Gene Ontology annotation, molecular function: adenosylmethionine decarboxylase activity.
CUUUCCGCCCGACCUCCUUAACGCCCUUCACGGACGCUCUCAUACUUUGCGACUGCUGCAGCUGGCAGCCGCCAGCCCUCAUACCCUACCCCUAACGUGGGCCUUCUCUUCUCAGGCGAGCACCGCAUUGUUCGUCUGGGUGGCAGAUUGUGCUUCACCGCCAAACAGCCAACCAAGCCCUAAUACCUCUUUCGAAUACCACAAGUCAGAAUCUCAGUUCCGCCGUACCGUGUGCUUGCACGUCACUUCGCCAAGAGAUGGUCAACACUGAGAUCCCCAAGAACUACACUGCGUCUCCGUCUUCGUAUAUGGGAACCCCGCAUUUGACAAUCAACAAGGAGGCUACUAUUGAUCUCGAUUCCACCAAUGCAUUCGAAGGUCCCGAGAAGCUGCUAGAAGUAUGGUUCAGUUCCUCCGCCACCGACCUGCCCGGCCGUGCUGGUCCACGCGGGCUCAAGGCCGUGCCCGCCGACACCUGGAAGGAGAUGCUGGACCUGGUCAAUUGCAAGGUUCUUUCGGUCAUUGAAUCCGAGCAUGUGGAUGCAUAUCUGCUCUCCGAGUCCAGCAUGUUCGUGUUCCCCCACAAGGUGGUUCUCAAGACCUGCGGCACCACGACCCUGCUUUGGGGCCUUCCUCGCCUGUUGGAGAUUGCUGCCCUUGACGCGGGCUUCCCUCAUGUGGCUGCUCAGCCGACGUGCGGAAUUGCGGCAGCUGCCACCCCGUACCGCGUCUUCUACAGCAGGAAGAACUUCAUCUACCCUGACCAACAGCGUGGGCCCCACCGCAGCUGGCGCGAUGAGGUGCGCUACUUGGACCAGCGGUUCCAGGGUGGCAGUGCGUACAUGAUCGGCAAGAUGAACGGCGAGCACUGGUACCUCUACAUCACUGGUCCGGAUACUACUUUGACUCCACCACCCAGCCCGGAACGAGAGAUUCCUGAGACGGAGACCAAAUUGAUGAGCCAUCCUCAGCGGCUGCUCCCAGGGCAGAUGACGGACGAAGAGGAAGACGAGACUCUGGAGAUCCUUAUGACUGACCUCGAUGAGAAGAACUCCCGUCAGUUCUACCUCGAGGACGCGAGUGCGGUCGCGGAAGGUCGGUUUUUCCAGAAGGCUCGUGAGGCUCGCAAGAAUGUUAUCUCAUCCCUUGGUUCUAUCCCCGAAGAGAAGUGCGAGAGUCUCGGUGGCUCCACUGCCCUCAACUCCGCUGCCAACACCUAUUCAGAGGACUUUGAUGUCUUCGAACAGACCUCGUCUGAUCACUCGGGCUUUAGCUCGGACGAGGAUGAGUUGACCUUCCCUGAGGAGCUGACCACUGAAGGUCACACGCUUGGCACAGUCGUGUCCGAAACCUGUGGUCUGGCUGAUGUGUAUCCUACCUCCAAGUACCCGGAUGCUCGUGUCGACGCCUACUUAUUCACUCCAUGUGGCUUCUCCGCCAACGGUGUUAUCCCGGCUCCCGGUGGCGCUCCCACCGGCACCAAGAAGGGCUCUGACGCAACCCACUACUUCGCCGUCCACGUCACCCCAGAGCCCCAGUGCUCCUACGCCUCGUUCGAGACCAACGUCCCCGCUCGUCAAUGUGGUCGUGAGACUGCUGACAUCGUGGAGCACGUCGUCGGCAUAUUCAAGCCUGGUAGAUUCAGCGUUACCAUAUUCGAGGCGAAGCCUUGCGGAGAGGAGGGUGUUAGCAAGAGCAUCAUGAAGAGCAAGCGCAUGGACACUAUUCUUGGCUACAGGCGCGUGGAUCGUAUCGUCCAUGACUUGGACGGGUAUGAUCUUGUCUUCAGGUACUAUGAGCGGGAUGAUUGGAAGGGGGGAAAGCCGAGGUUGGGAGAGAUUGGAUACUAAGUGGUGAUGAGUUGAGAGGGGGGAAGGGGAAGAGUGGGAAAAUGCAGAAAGCGGCGGCUUUCGGAGGUGUGUUCGUGCAUUCCUUGUUCUUUCUUUGUCCCGAUAUUCAUCUGUGUGGUGUGGCACGGUCACCUAAUGCUGUGGAUGUUUGCCGAGAACAGUCUCCUCUGCGGUCAUUACCGUACCCCUCAUAGGAGUGUCCUGUCGGACCCUCUCAUAUUUCUGUCAUCUUCUAUACAGUCGCUCGUUUCAAACCUAGUUUUCGAGGAGAGCUUCAGUAAAUAAGAGUCUGUCCGUUCUUUUACCGUGUCUGUCCUACUAUCACUUAGAUUUGUGCUUAUGUUAUACGGUAUUCCAAGGUUGUAGGCGGAUUACACGCAGACUACUCCUUCUGUCUAGGCUAGCGCGUUGC